Molecule: messenger RNA, 1212 nt
Organism: Ramularia collo-cygni
Lineage: Eukaryota; Fungi; Ascomycota; Dothideomycetes; Mycosphaerellales; Mycosphaerellaceae
Product: related to sucrose cleavage protein
Exons: 1
Coding region: 1-1212 (403 amino acids)
Source: RefSeq, a predicted model, not a curated record
AUGGGCGGACCAUCAACAGCCAGCAGGAUGUUGAAGUCGCUCGUUAAUCGAUUCACGCCCGCCAACGAUGCAAACUCUGCCGACACCAAACCUGGCCCUGAUGGUUUUUUGACCGCAACAAAAUAUGGAGCGCUUUUUACUCCGACCGAUCCCGCCGUCGACGGCGAAGAUUGCCUCCAGGACUGUGCAAACUGCUCGAUCAACUACCCCAAGAAAUGGUCGAUAGACGAGGACGACAAGCUGUAUGGCGAGAUCCGGGGCUGGAGUCGUCACUUGAUUGUGGCGACGGGCAAGACAGACUGGAAGCGCGAUGUCGAGGACGAGAAACACAGCGUCAUGGAAGCAAUCGGCAAGCACAUUGGCCAGGUGGAGGGAAGACUGAUGCUGAGCGCGAGCAACAUUCCCGUGCCUGAGGUGGCUGGCGGUCACAGUGGGCCAUAUGGAGAGGAGCGACCUACCACGGUGCUUCUCAUGCCAUCUUUCACCUAUGUGGAGAACGUCCAGCCCACUCACGUCCCAGAUCUUAUCCAGAGCGUCAUCAACACAGCACCAACCAACACCACGCCCCUCGAUACAAGCUCCAGCCUCUCCAACGGUAGUACUGGUGUAAACAAUCCUCAAGACGACAACGCUCCUCCGCCAUCUAACGGUAACGCCCAUUCCCAGCCCAACGGAGACUCAAAUGGCAACGGGGAUGUGCCGCACACUCCUAUGCCAGGCCCUCCCAAGGACCUUCCCGCUGGUCUCUCACUGCGAGCAUGUCCUCACAAGUAUGUCAUCCUCAUCUGCUCACAUGCCACACGUGAUGCUCGUUGCGGACAAUCCGCGCCCCUGCUCCGUCGCGAGCUCGAGCGCCAUCUAAGGCCCCUCGGACUUUUUCGCGACCUAGGUGAUGAGAGGCCCGGCGGUGUAGGCAUAUACUUCAUCAACCAUGUUGGUGGUCACAAGUACAGCGCCAACAUGAUGGUCUAUCGCCGCGCCGAGCCCCGACGGUCUGUGCAGGAGCAAAUGGCCAACGACGGUCCAGACCAUGAGGUGGGAGGCAAGAGCAAUGCAGACGGCGAAGCCGCGCAGUGUAUCUGGCUUGCACGAAUUCGGCCCGAGGAUUGCGAGAACUUGGUGCGCUUCACGGUGCUGCAAGGCAAGGUUGUGAAGCCAGAGAGGCAGCUGCGAGGAGGUUUCGAUCGUGAGAGGGGUAUCGCAAGUUGGUAA